This is a messenger RNA of Neopsephotus bourkii (Bourke's parrot), 1059 nucleotides long. It is a transcript of the gene TM4SF4, whose product is annotated as transmembrane 4 L six family member 4. Lineage: Eukaryota; Metazoa; Chordata; Aves; Psittaciformes; Psittacidae. The transcript has 5 exons. The record is from RefSeq and is a predicted model, not a curated record. The coding region runs from base 267 to 854 and encodes 195 amino acids. Gene Ontology annotation, cellular component: membrane.
AUUGAACGUAAUUUCAUUUACAGACGUUGAGAAAAUUGACAUCAUGGCUGCAAGAAUGUAUAAAUAACCAGCACACUGCAUUUCUGGUCAACUGCAGCAACAUCUCUGAAGGGAGCAUUCUACAGGCUCAGCUCCUCUAAAGACACAGCAAAAACUGGAUUCUGUAAAGUACACCGAGGAGCUCUUUUUUAUAGAGCAGCUCUAAGAACAUCAAAGAGACUUUUUCCUCUGCCUUCAACUGCAUUUACCACUUACUUAAAAAAGCAAUGUGCACGGGAAGUUGUGCUAAGUGCCUGGGAACCACUCUUAUCCCCCUGGCUGUGCUAUGUACCCUCGCUAACAUUUUGUUGUUUUUCCCUGGAGGAAAAGUGGCUAACGACAAUCAGCACAUUACGAAUGAGGUCUGGUACUUCGGAGGGAUCUUGGGGUCUGGUGUAUUGAUGAUCUUUCCUGCCUUGGUUUUUUUGGGCCUUAAGAAUAAUGAUUGCUGUGGAUGCUGUGGUAAUGAGGGCUGUGGAAAGAGGUUUGCGAUGUUUUCUUCUGUAAUAUUUGCUGCAGUUGGAGUUGUGGGAGCUGGAUACUGCUUUAUUUUGUCAGCAGUAGCCCUAAACAGAGGCCCUAAAUGCAACACUGGAACAGAGUGGACCUAUCCUUUCAAAGACGGGGAUUACCUUUCUAACCAUACACUGUGGAACAUUUGUCAGUCACCUGAAAACAUUGUCCCUUGGAACUUGACCCUCUUCUCCUUGCUGCUCAUCAUGAGUGGGAUCCAGGCAGUGCUCUGUGGUAUCCAAGUGGUGAAUGGCCUGUUUGGAACAAUCUGUGGGGACUGCAAAUGUUGUGGGGGAUCUUGAACUGUCUAAAGAAUAUGAAUAUUGCGCACAACCUUUACCUUGGGAGGCUCCUUUUUGCAGCCGUUGCAUAAAGCAGCUUUCAGAUGCAUCAUAUCUGGCUAAGAAGAUGAGAAUGAAGGGCACUUCCCCUUAAGAAGCUCUGACUCCCUUUCCAAACUUCCUGAAAGCCUUUAUCAUAGAACAGAAUAAAAUAAGUGAAAUUUAA